This is a messenger RNA of Seminavis robusta, 1411 nucleotides long. Lineage: Eukaryota; Bacillariophyta; Bacillariophyceae; Naviculales; Naviculaceae. The record is from the annotation of a GenBank genome assembly.
AUUUUCUUUAUCCUGCCUCAACCUCCUCCAUCAUUACCGUGCCGUACUGGACACCACAGCUCCAAGAAAGAAGUCAAGAUGAGUGACGACGACGGCAUUCUAAGUGACAGCGAUUCAGAAGCAUGCGCUAUCGGUAGUCAGAUCCGCAAAGCCUUGAAGCGAAGGAUUCUCCUUGACGCAUCUGAAGCAAAAGAGGACAACAAUUUGCCAAAGAGAAAGAAGCCAAAGCAGGAGCAAGUCUCUUGGCGUGACGACCCCGUCGAGUCGUACAGUGAUUGGAAGCUGAUUGUGGUGGAUCUAUCUAUGGACGAAGGCAACGAAGAAUCUGUCACUACGUACAACAUCCACAAGUGCAUGGCUGUGUCUGGGCGACAUUGCAGCGAUUUCCUGGCAGAGCAGUUCCGCGUCGCACGCAUUGGCGAAAACAAGGACUUGGCCGCAUCAACUCAUCUGGAACUCGCGCCUGCAUUGGCCGAGUCGGUCCCAAAGCUGCUAGACUAUAUUUAUGGAGCGAACCUGAAGUACAAUCUUCGUGCAAAGGAAGUGGUGGCAUUACACUCGCUUGGCCAUACCUUCAAAAUACCCAGCCUGCAGAAAGCGACAGAGCUAAUUUGCCAUAAAAAGAUGACGACACAAAACGCGUCUUCCUUUUACCGAUGGGCCGCUUCGCUGAAAAACGACAAGCUUGAAAAUGUGACAGUAAAGUAUAUCGUCGAUCACAUUCUGGAGAUUGAUGGGGAAUCCGAUCUUGUAUGCAACGGAGAAAUGCUUCUUUGGAAUCAAAUUCUGGAUCAUUUGGACACGAACAAGCUCUACGAUAACCAGGAGGACGCCCAAGCCCGAAGUUUUGAUCUCAGCAUCCUUUUUGCCAAAGUCUGCAAGCGCCACAUUGAAACUAUCUCGUUGUUUUGGUUCUCCGAGGUGAUGACGGAUAAAUUGGUGCUUCCUCACAUUGAUCCGUCGGUGGCAUUUGAUUUUUGCGAGAUGGAUGAAACACUCCAGGCCAAGUUUGCUCCUGAGGAGGAUCUUUCCUUUUCCUGUCUUCAGGAGCGUUGCGCCAGAUCCAUUGCCAGUGUCAAGGCCGCCAACAAAGGCGACAUGGCAAAGCAUCUGGGAGAGCGCAGCAAAGCCUUUUGUGUGGAGGUCAUCUUGGCGUCCAAGGCCAGCAUCAAUGUCAUUGAGUAAAACAAAGCAAUCCCAAGUGAAUCGAUGUUGGGAAAGAUUCGUCGACUGAUUGGAUUGCCCUUGAUUGCGAACAAUGCAGCUACAACAAAUGACUUUGUUUUCUCCUGGUGGCCAUGAUUUCUUCACACUACCGAACCAGGGUGAGGCACAGUGUAAAAUAGUUUUAUUUCAUACCAGUAGAUGGCACCGUAGUGAAUGAGACCAACAAGACAAAGUCUUAUCGGUG